Spirometra erinaceieuropaei is the source of this 480-nucleotide messenger RNA. The record is from the annotation of a GenBank genome assembly. NCBI's taxonomy places the organism in Eukaryota, Metazoa, Platyhelminthes, Cestoda, Diphyllobothriidea, Diphyllobothriidae.
AUGAAUGCUGGGACAGCAAUCUACGAAGUCAACUGGAUUGCUGCUGCCAACAACAUAAGGACGGCUCAGAAGUAUCAGGAGCCUUCCACUCACAACAUCCACCCCAUCCACUUAUCGUGUCCUCGCACGUCCAUGACAGCGACCACCAUCACCACCGGCCAACAACUUCUCGGUGCUUCCAGCCGUCGAUAUCCCUCAUUAUUAUCAGAAAGUUUUACGAAGAAAAAUACCACCCCUCCCAUUCUCACCACCGAUGACAACCUUCCCGCAGCCCCCAUAACCCUCAAUGUGGACUCGACCCCAACUUGUCUUCCUUGUGACUACACCUUCACGUCACACAUCGGUCUUCUCGGUCACAUCGCAUUUAUACCGGCAAACCAGUGCCCUGGGUUCCGAUCUACGGCCGUCGCUCUCGCCCCAACUGUCCCCCCUCUCCAGAGCUUAUUUGGCCAUUUGUAUCUCCAUGAAAAUUUGCCGUAA